Molecule: messenger RNA, 927 nt
Organism: Hyaloperonospora brassicae
Lineage: Eukaryota; Oomycota; Peronosporomycetes; Peronosporales; Peronosporaceae
Source: the annotation of a GenBank genome assembly
AUGACGAUACGCCGACUCAUCGACGCUCAUUGCCACCUACACGACGAUCGCCUGGGGUCUCCAAGCUCUCCGUCGAGCCGUCAACGACUCAAAGGUGUGCUCGCAAGGGCUCGUGUAGCCCACCUGAGCCACGUCGUGUCUUGUGCCACGCACGAACACGAUUGGCACGUCUUACAGCAGCUCAUGGAGCAACAACGGGCAAUGAGCGACCGCUCGUUGGUGAUUGUACCAGCUUUUGGGCUGCACCCCUGGUGGGCACUAGACCUGACAUCUAGAACGACAGACACCUUAGCGUCACUGCGCGACAUGUUGACACUGUACCCAAGCGCAAGUGUGGGGGAAAUCGGACUGUGUAAAAGCGCUCGAGGACAAACAGUGCCACUAGAUGUGCAAGUGAAAGUGUUCCAAGCACAGCUGCAGCUGGCGGUGGAGCUAGAAAGAACCUGUGUGGUGCAUUGCGUGGGCUACUACGGCAAGUUGCUAGAGGUCCUACUUGGAGCUACACCACAAUUGCCCCCAGUUCUCGUGCUGCACUCCUACAGCGGAUCGCCAGAUAUGAUGCGAUCUUUUCUUGCGCUACGCAAUACCAGAGUCUUUAUCUCGCUGAACGCCAAGCAGUUGACGGACCCGCGGAUGAAAAAGGCCGCUACUUGUUGCAAGGAAUCACCACUUGGGGCACUGCUGCUCGAAACUGACGCCCCGGAUCAAGCACCUUCAGUGGAAAUUGUAGAACAGGCGUUUACCCAGGCAGAUGAAGGACCACUGGUGCUGCAAGAGGGCUCAGCAGGUGUCAACGAACCUGCGCUUGUCAAACUUGCGCUGCAAGGCGCGGCAAAGAUCCGAGGCGUAACGCUGGACGAAGUAGCUGCAGCAGUGUAUCGAAAUUGCAUGGACGCGUUUGGCCUUGACGAAGCGAAAGCACAGUGA